AUGACAAAGGGUCAGUGCGACCCCCGACUGGCCGCAGCGGGUCUCGAACCCACAGUCUCCCUAGCGAGGGAGCGGCGCCCUCCCUGUUGCGCCACCGCGAGGGGGCGUCGUACGCAUGCGCAGGGCCGGGCUGGGGGGCACUGGGAUGGGAGUUGGACCCUCCCCGACCCCGUGUCCCCCCCGUUCCCAGGGAACUACCGGACACAGCUGUGGGACAAACAGUCCGAGUCGUUCCUGCCCUCCACUCCCGGGCUGGGCAUGCACGUGGAGGUCAAGGACCCUGACGGAAAGGUGGUGCUGUCCCGCCAGUACGGCUCCGAGGGUCGCUUCACCUUCACAUCCCACACGCCGGGGGAGCACCAGAUCUGCCUGCACUCCAACUCCACCCGCAUGGCCCUGUUCGCUGGGGGCAAACUGCGGGUACACCUGGACAUCCAGGUGGGUGAACACACCAACAACUACCCCGAGAUCGCGGCCAAGGACAAGCUGACAGAGCUGCAGCUCCGGGCACGGCAGCUCCUGGACCAGGUGGAGCAGAUCCAGAAGGAGCAGAACUACCAGAGGUACCGGGAGGAGCGGUUCCGCAUGACGAGCGAGAGCACCAACCAGAGGGUGCUCUGGUGGUCCAUCGCCCAGACCAUCAUCCUCAUCCUCACCGGCAUCUGGCAGAUGAGGCACCUCAAGAGCUUCUUUGAGGCCAAGAAGUUGGUGUAGCCACCCCAAACCCCUGAGAGGCUCCCCCAAAUCACCCAACACGCCCCAAAGGGGGGAUCCAACUCGCCCCAGGGGACUCCCACAGACCUGGGGAGGGACCUUUGCUGCCUGCUGGGACCCUGGGGAUGGUGGGCAGGUUUGGGGGGGCCCUGCCUGCCAUCUGGGAGGGGGGAACCCCCCCCUACUUUGGGGAAAAUAAAGAUUUUAUUGGGGAAAAUAAAAGGGUUUUUUGUUUCAA
Molecule: messenger RNA, 952 nt
Organism: Manacus vitellinus (golden-collared manakin)
Lineage: Eukaryota; Metazoa; Chordata; Aves; Passeriformes; Pipridae
Gene: TMED4
Product: transmembrane p24 trafficking protein 4
Exons: 5
Coding region: 1-714 (237 amino acids)
Biological process (GO): Golgi organization; endoplasmic reticulum to Golgi vesicle-mediated transport; positive regulation of canonical NF-kappaB signal transduction
Cellular component (GO): Golgi apparatus; endoplasmic reticulum; endoplasmic reticulum-Golgi intermediate compartment
Source: RefSeq, a predicted model, not a curated record